AUGUCGUUCUUCUUCAGCGCUGAAGCGCUCUACUUGAUUGGUUUUUUGGUUAUCGUCUAUGAAAUCAGAAAGAUCGUGCUCCCUCCUUCAAACUUUCCCAAAAAUAUACCCACCAUUCCGUUUUAUGCCAUUCUUGUAGCCAAGUACAAAGGCUGGGACCAGGAACGGCUUUUCAACGAGUACUAUCGUGAUUUGGUGGAAAAGCACGGUGCAGUGAAGGUGUACUUUGCUUCGAUGUGGAACAUCUUGGUGACCAAGCCUGAGUAUCUUUCACAAAUCUUGAAACAAGACCAGGUAUACGAAAAAUGUGGGAACCAGAUCAAAAUCCCGUGGUCCCUUUUGUCUCAAUACACCGGGGACAACGUCAUUAGUGCCAGCACGAACAACUGGAAACUCUAUAGAAGUGUGAUAUCCAACAGCAUUCUUUUUCCUGAUUUGGAGCCACUUGCGAAAAACACCCAAAAGCUCUGUGAACAUUUAAAAAAGUUUACCAACAGUUACACUUCAGUUGGGGACAUCCUCCAAAAAUACACUUUGGCCAACGUCGGUGAAUGUAUAGUUGGACUCGACUUCAAGACCUGGGAUGAUGCUAAACACGCACCACUUUACAACACUUUGAAGCGCUUGAAGCAGCAGCUAUUCAGACCUCUUUUCUUCUACUUUCCUGUUCUAGACAUGUUUCCAAUAAGAAGCAGAAUGAAAGCCAGAAGGUCUGUGGUGGAGUUCAAGAAUACCUACAUGGACGCACUUUUGGCUGCAAAACGGUCUGAAAACGGCAACAAGCUCGGUGUCAGGCUUUCUGAGGCGUACGAAGACGGCAAAAUCAGCGAAAAGCAGUUUCAAGAUAAUGCUGUGAUUGCGUUGGUGGCUGGACAUGAAAACCCACAGCUUCUUCUCACCUCUUUGGUUUACGUUCUUGGGAGAAACCAGAAGCUUCAGGAAGACAUAAGAAAGGAGAUUGCAGGUUGUGAAAAUCUCAGUGAAUGCUAUUUGCUCAACCUGACCAUCAUAGAAACACUCAGAUUGUACCCUCCAAUCGCCCAGAUCAUCAACAGAAGAACCUCUUGUCCCACCGUUCUUGGUAAGGAUAUCGUCAUUCCCAAAGGCGUCUUUGUUGGGUACCACAACCUUUUCACCCAAAGAGACCGUAACUACUGGGGUCCGAAUGCCGACGAAUUUGAGCCUUCGAGAUGGGGUCUGGAUAUCAAAGAGGUUGCACUCUUCCUGCCUUUCACGGUAGAGCUAGAGCCUGUUUAG
This is a messenger RNA of Candidozyma pseudohaemuli, 1257 nucleotides long. RefSeq names its product putative cytochrome (gene DIT2). The coding region runs from base 1 to 1257 and encodes 418 amino acids. NCBI's taxonomy places the organism in Eukaryota, Fungi, Ascomycota, Pichiomycetes, Serinales, Metschnikowiaceae. The transcript has 2 exons. The record is from RefSeq and is a predicted model, not a curated record. Gene Ontology annotation, molecular function: heme binding; oxidoreductase activity, acting on paired donors, with incorporation or reduction of molecular oxygen; monooxygenase activity.